Messenger RNA from Gilbertella persicaria, 879 nucleotides. RefSeq lists its product as uncharacterized. The transcript has 2 exons. Lineage: Eukaryota; Fungi; Mucoromycota; Mucoromycetes; Mucorales; Choanephoraceae. The annotation marks the transcript as partial. The record is from RefSeq and is a predicted model, not a curated record.
UUCUAUCUUGAAGAAAAUGAAUGUUAUUAGUCAACAACAUCAAUAUGGAAAUAAUAAAGAACUCAUGAAAAGAUUGGCAGAUGCAAGCCAAUACAAAAUGUAUCCUUUAAUUAUACCUAGAAACGAACUUUCGUUAAGAAAAAUUUUAUUGACCACGAGAUUGUGGAAUCAUGUUCGUAGACAACAAGCUAUGAUGACAAUACCUUCUUCUGAUGACUGGCUGUUCCAGCAACAAAGUGCCAUUACACAAGAAAACACUAAGGAACAAGAUAAUAUACCCACCAAUGAUAAUAACCAAAGCGAGCAUGACUGGUCUUGGUUUAAUAAAGAAGCCAAAUCAUCCUCUUUUUUGGAUUCAUUAAGCCCUGAAGAAGACAAGUCUGCUUCAAGGAAGCGUACAAAAAAUGAAGAAGAAGAAGAAAAGCAAGAACAAGUACAAAUCAAAAAAAUAAAACUUCAUUUUAAUACAAUUGAUCCUCCGGCUGCACCGGCUGGCCCGGAUAUGGCUGACACAACUCAUGCCGCCUCUCCUCCUCCUCCUCCUCCUUCUCCUCCAAGCCCUGCAGUUUUACUAAGCGUAUAAUUUCUGUUUGAACUAGACCCUCACACCAAUCGAAAGCUGCAAUUCAUCAAACAAGUUUUAAAAAUAGCCUUAUGUAUACACACACAAUUUAUUUACCCAUCUAGUAUACUUUUAUCCGCACUCUGUGGCAGUUACAUCUUUUAAUAUGAAAUCAGGUUGUUUCUUAAAAUAAAAAUGAUCAGCAUAUUUAUUAUCAUCAGGAUCCAUUAGUCAAAAAUGUGGAUUAUGUAACAUAUAUCGUAUAACAGAUAUCAUGUAUAUAAAAGCAGGGUCGACCCUUUUUUUUCCCCUUCUUU